AUGGCCCCAUCAGGGGUUAAACCUGGUGUUAUCAAAGAUCCAGCUGUUGCUGCCCUGUUCAGUCACAAGGAUCCAGAAUCGCGGUAUGAUGAUUUGCGAGAAAUUGGACAUGGCUCAUUUGGAGCUGUUUACUUUGCUUUCGAUAAAGAAACGAGCACUACAGUUGCCAUCAAAAAGAUGGCUUACUCGGGUAAACAGGCUGGGGAGAAAUGGGCGGAUAUUUUGAAAGAGGUAGCGUUUCUCAAUAAAAUAAAACACCCUCAUAUUGUUGAGUACAAAGCAUGUUUUUUGAAGGACCAGACUUGCUGGCUCGUGAUGGAGUAUUGUAUUGGCUCGGCUGCGGAUAUUGUGGACGUUUUGCGUCAAGGGCUACGUGAAAUAGAAAUUUCGGCGAUAUGCAGCGAGACUUUGUCGGCUUUGCACUACCUUCAUCAGUUGCACAGAAUUCAUCGUGACAUUAAAGCUGGCAAUAUCCUUUUAUCGGACACAGCUCACGUGAAGCUUGCCGAUUUUGGUUCUGCAUCAAUGUCAGACCCAGCUCAAACAUUCAUUGGUACUCCUUUUUUCAUGGCUCCUGAGGUUAUUCUCGCGAUGGAUGAAGGUCAUUAUACGGAAAAAGCUGACAUAUGGUCCCUCGGCAUUACAUGCAUUGAAUUAGCUGAGAGACGACCACCUCUAUUUAACAUGAACGCUAUGUCUGCCCUUUAUCAUAUUGCCCAGAAUGAUCCUCCAAAAUUAGCCCCUAUAACGAAUGAGAAUCAGCCUGACUGGUCUGACUGGUUCAAAGAUUUUGUGAAUAUUUGCUUGCAAAAAGAUGCUGAACAGCGGCCGGCUACUGGAGAACUGUUAAAUCAUCCGUUCAUUACGCGCUACGACCACAAAGGAGUGAUUCAAGAGCUCAUAUCUAGGACUAAAGCCAUCGUUAUGGAGUUGGAUAAUUUCCAGUACAAGAAAAUGCGGAAAUUAAUGUAUCUGGACGAAGUGGAGAACAAAGAUGGUGAACAGAAUCGAGGUGGAGGAUGUGAAGAAGUGGACGAUAUAGCAACCGAUUCAGGAAUGUUAUCAGUGGAAAAAGGAGAUUCAACGAGUUCGAAAAGCGGUUCAAUGAAAAGUCUCACCUCGUUCCGUUCUCUGCAAAGCAGCAGUGGUGGUAACGGAACAAGCACCCGUCUUCCAAUUCCUGCGAGCAUGAAAACUGAAAACGUGGAAGGAGAGAAUCGGACUCUUAUACCGGUUGGCAACGUUUCUGAUGGAUCGGACGCCUAUAACACACGGCCUCCAAGCCCAAUAUCUUUAGUUAAACUCGACAGAAACUUCAAGGAUGACAUGGCAACGCUGAAGAAAUCUAAAUUUUCCACAUUACGCUCUGCAAAACUGAUCUCACGGGAACAGGAAGAGUAUAACAAGGAAAAUAACAUGUACGAGCAAAUGAAUGGAUACAAACGUCUCCGGCAAAUGCAUCAUAAGGAGAUGCAACAGAGUUUGAAAGAACGUGGAUUAUCGCGAUCUGCCUACGAGACAGCUGUAAAAGACGUGAAAGCACAGCUGACGCGACAGAGGACAAACGCCGAAACCGCUUUUGAGGCAAAGCUUCGUGCAGAACUGGAGACGGAGCUCGUUAAAUAUCGGCGAUCCCAACUUUUGAUGAUGCACAGUAACGAAAAACGGCUUGAUGAAGAAGAUCUUAACGUCUUGGAACGUCAAAUGGAUAAUCGUCACGCUAUGUUGCUACGCCAUCAUGAAGCAACGAGGGACGUCGAAAUCGCUCAUCUGAAGGAGACACAAACAAUGAGAAAACGUCAUCAGAUCAUACAACAUGAAGCAGAGUCAACGAAUCAGACAGAGUACACAAGGAGGAAAACUGAAGACUUGAGGAAGCGGCACGCUAACCAGAGCAGGCAGCAGCCUAGAGAGCUGAAGCUGAAAGAAGCGCAAAUCCGCAAGCAGUUUCGACAAGCUGUAAAAACGCAGGCCAGACAGUUUAAACUGUAUCAAACGCAAUUGAUGCAAGCUGCUCCAAAGGAAGAACAUAAGGAGAUAGCAAUGCAGUUGAAGGAGAAGCAAAAACACCGCAUCGCUUUGCUGACUUCCCAGUAUGAGUACCAAAUCGAAAGCAUGGUGCAAGAAAAGACCGGCAAACUAGAGUCAUGGCAAGAAGAAGAAGCUCGCAUAUUACAUGAGCGGCUGGCAAAGGAAUUGGACGAGUUGAAGGAAUAUCAAGGGAAGCAAAGGGCUCAACUAGAGAAUACGAUUGAUAAGGAAAGGACGGCACUGGACGAACGUAUAGCCCUGCGGCGAGCUAUGCUGGAACAGCGUUUCAAGGAAGAACGUGAGGACAUGCAGAAGCAAAGGGAAACACGAAGUCGAGCCACGGCCGAAAGGCAUGCUGCCGAGGAACGCCAACUUGCUGGCGACGGUGGUGGAAACUCGUCACAUACGACCGCCCUCUGA
Messenger RNA from Haemonchus placei, 2451 nucleotides. NCBI's taxonomy places the organism in Eukaryota, Metazoa, Nematoda, Chromadorea, Rhabditida, Trichostrongylidae. The record is from the annotation of a GenBank genome assembly.